AUGGCUGCCCCCUCGGUGACGGCUGUGCGAGGGUGGUCGGGCCUGGCACUGGGUAUACGGGGUGUUUUCCCGCGGCUUCCAGGGCUAACCCAGGUGAGGUGGAGCCGCUACAGCCCCGAGUACCAGGAUCCCCAGACCGACAAGGAGUAUCACCGCAAGCCGCUGGCGGAACUGACAGAGGAGGAAAAGUAUGAACGGGAACUCAGGAAGACUCAGCUCAUCAAGGCUGCCUCCGCGACCAAAACAAGCUCUGUGUUUGAAGACCCGGUGGUCAGUAAAUUCACCAACAUGAUGAUGAAAGGAGGAAACAAAGUGCUGGCCAGGAACCUCAUGACACAGACCCUGGAAGCUGUGAAGAGGAAACAGUUUGAGAAGUACCAUGCUGCUUCUGCGGAGGAACAGGCAACCAUCGAACGCAAUCCCUACACCAUUUUCCACCAAGCUCUGAAAAACUGUGAGCCUGUGAUCGGGCUGGUACCCAUUCUCAAGGGCGGUCACUUCUACCAGGUCCCUGUGCCCCUAGCCGACCGGCGUCGCCGCUUCCUGGCCAUGAAGUGGAUGAUCACUGAGUGCCGGGAGAAGAAGCACCGGCGGACACUGUUGCCGGAGAAGCUAUCGCAUGAGCUGUUGCAGGCUUUCCACAACCAGGGCCCGGUGAUCAAGAGGAAACAUGACAUGCACAAGAUGGCCGAGGCCAACCGUGCCCUGGCCCACUACCGCUGGUGGUAG
Molecule: messenger RNA, 729 nt
Organism: Chrysochloris asiatica (Cape golden mole)
Lineage: Eukaryota; Metazoa; Chordata; Mammalia; Afrosoricida; Chrysochloridae
Gene: MRPS7
Product: mitochondrial ribosomal protein S7
Exons: 5
Coding region: 1-729 (242 amino acids)
Biological process (GO): ribosomal small subunit assembly; translation
Cellular component (GO): ribosome
Molecular function (GO): mRNA binding; rRNA binding; structural constituent of ribosome
Source: RefSeq, a predicted model, not a curated record